Arctia plantaginis is the source of this 375-nucleotide messenger RNA. The record is from the annotation of a GenBank genome assembly. NCBI's taxonomy places the organism in Eukaryota, Metazoa, Arthropoda, Insecta, Lepidoptera, Erebidae.
AUGGCAGAUUGUUUAAAAGUAUUGCGGACCGUGGUCACCACGUUUUCGCCAGCUGGUGCGUACAUUGCUGCAGUAGAAAUUGGUUGUGCGCCCGGCGUGUGCGAGGCAGUUCAUCUGGUGCCAGCUUCCUGGAAGCCAGUAUCAACAAUUGAUCCCAUUCGUCAGCUCUCGUCCAUUGGGGCGUUACCGUUUUAUAUGACUUUAGCAAGAUAUAAAGAGACAUCAGUACAGUGCGAGGAGAGUAGUCGGUGUGUCGCGACAACGAGACCGGCCGGCAGCCGUCGAGCGUGCAUGACGCUUCACACACCUAGAUAUACUUCUCGCAGAACAUCAAAAUUUUGCAAUACCGCUUACUUUGUAAAGAUACAAGACUAG